ACAUUGUCCAGUUAUUUAGAUAAGUAAGCUACUGGCCAUUGCCAGGGCCCAACUUGCUGGGUGAGAACGCCCAGUGCUACUUUCUCUUUUUCAUGCAUAUGCAGAUUGAAGGGUUGGCUGGGGUCUGGUAGCUCCAGUGCUCGGGCGCGACCAGGGUGGUCCUUUAUCGUCUGGAAAGCUUUCUCUUGCUCAGUGUCCCAAGAGAGAGGUACCAUGUCUGGUCCCUUUAAUACCUGAUAUAAGAAUUUAGCUAGGGCAGUGUAUCCUGGGAUCCAGAUUCGGCAGAACCCAGCUGCCCCCAGGAACUCUCCGAGCCCUUUCCGAGUCAUUGGGGUUGGAGGGGUUAUAAUUACUUUCUUUCUCUCUUGGCCUAGGACUUGCUCCCUGAGAGAUGAUAAACCCUAGAUAUUUUACCUGAGUCCAGCAUAUUUGUGCCUUUUUCCACAACCAGUACCCUGUCCUAGUCAGCAGUUUGAACAGCCCUGAGCAGCCGGCAAGUGCUCUCCUAGCACCGGUCUCUGGGUCUCUCUGGUCAGUGCGGCUAAAAGGAGGUCAUUUACAUACCGUAGUAACACCAGGUCAGUCUCCCUCCUGGUGAACGGCCUCAGGUCCCUGGCCAGGGCCUCUCCGAAGAGAGUGGGCGACCAAGACUGCAAUGAGGCUCAAGGUGUCAACCUGUAGCUGGACUUCUCCCGCUGGAUGGAAAAUAACUCGGGCUCCUAGUUUUGUGAGCAAGUCCUGCCCUAGGAGCGGUACAGGGCAUUCUGGAGUGUGGUCUUUGCCACUCCUUCAAUCCUUAAUCACAUAGUGCCUGUGACCAGCAAAAAGGGGUCUUGAGGGUGUGAGACAAGGUCUAAGAAGAGAUCAUCCUCUAUUGGACAUCAAAACUGACCAGGAAGUGUAUAAUGGAUGACUGAGCUAACUAGAAACUACCCUGGGGUGAUGCUCUGUGAAUUAAGGGAGUGGAGCUUGCUCGCUCUACACGCUGCUUCACGCCUGAGGAUAUCAAUGAAAAAGCCCCAUCUCCAGGCGCAGGCACAGCCAUGGAUAUGGGCUUGAGCUUUAUGGAGCUGCCACUAGUUGACCAGAAACACAGGAGUGGACAGAGAGAGGCCAAGGUACUGACUUGCUCGUUGUGCCAACAGGACCUGCAGUGUGCGGGAGCCUGGCUCCUGCCCUGCCAGCAUUUGCUCUGUAAGGACUGCUUUCAGGGCUUGGCGCAGGAGCUAGGGCAGGUCGCCAAGGCUCCCAUGACUGUCCCAGACGAGCUCAUCACCUGUCCUGGGUGUAAACGAGUGUACCCAACCAGCGAUGUAACUGAAUAUUUUUUUCUGCAGUGCUUUUCUGCUGGGCAAUUCAAGAUGGCCAGGAACUGCUCUGAGUGCAAGGAGAAGAGGGCUGCACACAUCCUCUGCACCUACUGCAACCGUUGGCUGUGCAGCUCCUGCACGGAAGAGCACCGGCAUGGCCCUGCGCCUGGGGGGCCGCUCUUUCCCCGGGCCCAGAAAGGAGCUCCAGGAGUGAACAGUAGUGGUUCUGGAGACUUCGCCUUGUACUGUCCUCUACACACACAGGAAGUGCUCAAGCUGUUCUGCGAGACUUGUGAUGUGCUCACAUGCCAUCGCUGCCUCAUGGUGGAACACAAAGAACACAGGUGCAGACAUCUUGAAGAAGUUCUGCAGAAUCAGAGGAUGCUUCUGGAAAGUGUGACUACACAGGUGGCCCAUAAAAAAUCUGCUCUACAGACAUCUGCAAAGCAAAUUGAGGACAGGAUUUUUGAGGUGAAGCAUCAGCACAGGAAGGUGGAAAACCAGAUCAAAAUGGCCAAGAUGGUUUUGAUGAAUGAGCUGAACAAACAGGCCAACGGGCUCAUAGAAGAGUUGGAGGGCAUUACUAAUGAGAGGAAGCGAAAGCUGGAGCAGCAGCUACAGAGCAUCAUGGUCCUCAACCGUCAGUUUGAGCAUGUGCAGAAUUUUAUCAACUGGGCUGUCUGCAGCAAAACCAGCAUCCCUUUCCUCUUCAGCAAAGAGCUGAUUGUGUUUCAGAUGCAGCGAUUGCUGGAGACAAAUUGUAACACAGAUCCUGGUUCCCCUUGGAGUAUCAGAUUCACCUGGGAACCUAACUUCUGGACCAAGCAGCUGGCUUCCCUUGGCUGCAUCACUACAGAAGGUGGACAACUGUCCCGGCCAGAUACCCCUGCUUAUGGAGGUUUACAGGGACCAUCAUCCUUCUAUCAAAGCCACCAGUCCCCCGUGGCUCAGCAAGAGACUCUCAGCCACCCCUCACACAAGUUUCAUUCUUCUGCACUGUGCUCCUCGUCUAUGUGUUGCUCUCACUGCUCCUCAGUCUCACCCUCCCUCAAAGGCCAGGUCCCCCCACCCAGCAUACACCCAGCCCACAGCUUUAGACAGCCCUCUGAGAUAGUGCCUCAACAGCUGGGGUCACUGCAGUGCUCCACCCUGCUACCCAGAGAGAAGGAGCUGCCCUGCACUCCUCAUCCACCAAAGCUGCUGCAGCCCUGGCUGGAAACCCAGCCCUCCGUGGAGCCGGAGAACGUAUCCCAGCGACUGGGGCAUCAGCUGACUUCCCAGCCGGUGUGCAUCGUCCCCCCACAGGAUGCUCAGCAAGGAGCCCAUGCCCAGCCCACCUUACAGACACCCUCUAUCCAAGUCCAGUUUGGUCACCACCAGAAGCUGAAGCUCAGCCACUUCCAGCAGCAGCCACAGCAGCAGCUGCCACCUCCGCCACCUCUGCCACCUCCACCCCAGCAGCAGCCACCCCCACCUCUACCUCCAUCUCAGCAUCUGGCUUCUAGUCAGCACGAGAACUCUCCCGGGCCUGCCUGUUCCCAGAACGUGGACAUAAUGCACCACAAGUUUGAGCUGGAGGAAAUGCAGAAGGACCUGGAGCUUCUCCUUCAGGCUCAACAACCCAGCCUGCAACUGAGUCAGACCAAGUCACCUCAGCAUCUUCAGCAAACCAUUGUGGGGCAGAUCAACUACAUCGUGAGGCAGCCAGCACCCGUCCAGUCCCAGAGCCAGGAGGACACUGUGCAGGCUACAGAUGAGCCCCCAGCAUCUGAAGGCCCAAAGCCAGCUCUCUCUCUUGACAAGAAUACUGCUGCUAACAUGCCCCAGUCGUCUGGGGCAGAAACCCCUCACAGUGUCCCCCCACUGGACAGCACCAGCCAGCACUCCUCUACAAAUGUGGUGAGAAAGCACUCCACCUCUGUGAGCAUUAUGGGCUUUUCCAACACUCUGGAGAUGGAGCUGUCAUCUACGAGGCUGGCGAGGGCCCUAGAGCCACAGAUCCAGAGUGUGAGCAGCCUGACAGCUGGCCACCCCCAGGCAGUACCAAGCCUGCUAAGUGGCCCCCCACCAACUGUGUCCAGCCUGCUGAGUGGUCAGAACCAGACUGUGUCCAGCCUGGCAGCCGGUCACCUGCAGACAGUGCCCAGCCUUGUGCGUGGCACAGCCCAGUCCAUGCCCACCCUGAUGAGUGAUUCCUCCCAGGCCAUCGCAAGCCUAGCAACUGAUUACUGUCAGGCCGGGCCCAGCCUGAUGUCUGGUCCCACCCAGCCCGUGCCAAGUCUAGCAACUUGUCCUCUGCAAAGUAUGCCGCCGGCUUCCGAUGUGCAGCCAGAGACUGGAGCCAGCCGCAGUCCUGGUUCUGGCCGAGCUGCAGGGAGUCUGUGCCCUGGGGAUGGGGCUGACUCCUCUGUGGGGAAUGCCCUGUGUAAGAUGGAAAGUGAGGAUUCCACCCAUUUCACUGACUCUUCGGGACAAGGCCCCACAGUCCCUGGCCUGCAUGUUUCCAAGGACUUAGCUAUCCCCUCAGAACUGGAGGAACCAAUUAACCUCUCUGUGAAAAAACCGCCUGUGGUCUCAGUGGUCAACACAUCCAUAGCUCUGCAGCAGUACCAGACCCCAAAAGGGUAUGAGAAUUUUGAACAAGGAGCCCUAGAACUGGAUGCCAAGGAGAACCAGAUCAUCAGACCCUACAGUAGCAAGCCCAAGAUUCCCUAUGUGCGGCUGGAGCGGCUCAAGAUCUGUGCUGCCUCCUCGGGAGAGAUGCCUGUGUUCAAGCUGAAGCCACAAAAGAACAAUCAGGAUGGAGGCUUCCUGUUGAUCAUCGAGUGUGGCACUGAGUCCUCCAGCAUGGCCAUUAAGGUCAGUCAGAACAACCUGCCUGAUGCCAUCCAGGCCCCAAGUCUGGGAGGAAGAAAGGUCACUGUUACAUCUCUGGCGGGGCAGCAGGCACCAGAGGUGGAGGGGGCAUCUCCUGAAGAACACAGAGUCAUUUCUCGAGCCCCUGGAGCCAAGAAGGGGCCCCCGGCACCAAUAGAGAAUGAGGACUUCUGUGCCGUGUGCCUCAAUGGGGGAGAGUUGCUGUGCUGUGACCGCUGCCCCAAGGUGUUCCACCUUUCCUGCCACCUGCCAGCCUUGCUCAGCUUUCCAGGGGGAGAUUGGGUGUGUACCUUGUGCCGCAGCCUGACCCAGCCCGAGAUGGAGUACGACUGUGAGAAUGCCCGUUACACCCAGCCUGCAGUGCGGGCCCUUCCUGGACUGAGCAUAUCUGACCAGAAGAAGUGUGAGAAGCUGGUACUGUCCUUGUGCUGCAAUAGCCUCAGCCUGCCUUUCCACGAGCCCGUCAGCCCACUGGCCCGGCAUUACUACCAAAUUAUCAAGAGGCCAAUGGACCUGUCAAUCAUCCGGAGGAAGCUGCAAAAGAAGGACCCAGCUCACUACACCACCCCAGAGGAGGUGGUGUCAGACGUGCGCCUCAUGUUCUGGAACUGUGCUAAGUUCAAUUAUCCUGACUCCGAGGUUGCAGAGGCCGGCCGCUGCCUGGAAGUAUUCUUUGAGGGCUGGUUGAAGGAGAUCUACCCAGAGAAACAGUUCGCCCAGCCGAGGCAGGAGGACUCCGACUCCGAGGAGGUGUCCAGCGAGAGCGGGUGUUCCACUCCCCAAGGCUUCCCGUGGCCCCCCUACAUGCAGGAGGGCAUCCAACCCAAGAGGCGGCGGCGACACCUGGAGAAUGAAAGAGCAAAAAGAAUGUCUUUCCGCCUGGCCAACAGCGUCUCCCAGGUGUAGGGCUGUAAGGAGACCCGGCGCUCUGGCAGGUGGUGCCGCCGCAUCCUCACGACCACUCCUCCCCACCUUCCCGCUCAUUCUCUUCAGACUGUGGAUGUGAGACAAGUCUUGUCGAGCUGAUGUAGUGCCCUUCUUUGCCAUUCGCAUCUUACAGCAUUUAUUUGGGAGCCAUAGUGCCUCCACUACAGAGAAGGUUUCAGUAAUAAACAGCAAAGAGGGAGGUGUUCCCUAACACCAGAGUAAUCACGUGUGUAGGGUAGCUUGGCGAGACCAAGCCUGGUCAGGCUUGGGAGGGCCUAACUUCCUUGGUGAACUCCUGCUGAAAAGCAGACUUUUCUCACCUUUCAGAGUGCAGGGCUCAGAAGAGGGUAAGAGAAGGGAGAGAGGUUCUGACCUAUGGCAGGCCUGUGAUCCCUGGUCCAGCACAGCCAAAGACUGUCACUGGUUGCCUUUGUCUGGCCUGCCGGGAUAGAGGUACCAGCCCUGGGCAGGGUGAUGGAGGCUUCUGGAGGUCAGAGGUCUCAAUAGGUGCCUAUUCGGGUUCUAACGGUUUUCAGGGUAUUUGUUUUCCGCGCCCCCUUUCCUGGCGUUGACUUCGUUGACUUCGUUGACUUCUGUGAAAGGGCUCGCCUGGUGUGGUGUUCCUGCUGAGCAGGCUGGCUUGCAGGGCUGGCUUGCAGAGACCACUCACAGCGUUAGGCUCAGAUUUCACUGAGCUUAAGAAGACGCCAACGCAUAGCCAGCCCUUUAAGCCACUCACUUUGGGCUAAUAUCUCUUCUUUGGUGUCAGAACCCGCUUUCCUAGAUGUGAUUGUUGGUGGCCACCCCUUCCCUCUCUCCAUUUUGGAUCCCAGGUUCUGCUUGGGAAGCUGAGACAGCUGCUUUAGGGACAACUAGUUUCCUGGGCAAGGAGAGUGAUCACAGCCAGCUCACUCCGCUGGGCCUCUCCUCCUGCUUCGAGAUUCUAGUCCUCAAUCUGGCCACGUUCACAGAGCCAAAGAUCGGAAGGGAGUCCUCCGACUUGCCUGCCCGUGGGCUCUCCACAGCCCAGAAAAAGCCACGCUUCUACUGGUAGCUCUUGUUUUUGUUGUUGGAGGUUGGAGAGAGCCAGGGGGACUGGCAGGAGCCAGGCCUGAGCAUUCACAGGGAAGUUCUGUCUAGGGUGGAGAAGGGGAGACCUGGGAGGCAAAAAGCCAGUGCCCUUCCAAGACCCUGAAGCCAUUUCAGGAUUUUCCUUCUCCUUGAAAGCAGAGAGAAGUGUUCUAGAAGCCAUGGGAACAGGAGCAGAGCUCCAGGCUGCAUCUCAGAUGGAUCUUCAUGGUUCAUUUAGGGUGUUAGGGAGGAAGAGGCAUAGGCGGGUGCCGGAGGUCAGGCCACCUGGUCAGACAAGUUUUGCUCGAGAAAGAACCCAUUGCUGAUGUUGUGUGGGAGCCGUGGACCUGCACUUCAGUUGCCAGGGGACAGAGGUCUCCCUAGGGGGUCCUGUCAUGGUUUGGUUAAUUUCACAGGAGUCUGAGUUUAUGGUUUUAUUUUUGCUAAGAGAUGCAGUCUAAGGAAGUUCUUGUUUGUAGGGUCUUCGUUGAUGGGAACAUUUGGAUCACAGAAAACAUUUCUUCUCUCCUUGUGAGUUGAUGGCACUGCUCAUUUCCUUCUCCGCCCAGGCCGGCAGGUCUUCCCAGUACAGCAAAGCGCGCCCAUUGACUUGCCAUUCUUUCACCAGCACUUCCAAGCUCCCCUAAGCAGGUGGGCUUCCAUACCCUGUUUUCUCGGUUGGGGUAACUAAGUCUUUAAUGCUCCAAAGCAGUCCUUGGGCUCACAUGACUUUCUGGUUUAGGUUCUGGCCACUUCUCUUUCAACUUUUGAAUGUUUCUCUCUGUUUGGUCGGCUUGGCAAGGUUCCCUCUGUAAUUACCUCACUGGUUCCUGCUCUUGGUAAUCUUUCCUUUGUGUGGCCCACAUUCCCACACCUCCCUGUCCCCCCACUGAGAGAGCUUCAUGGUGCUUCGUGUUGAGCAGCCAGGUGAAGGCUGUGUCCAGCUCAAACUCGAUUAAGAUCCUUCCCCAGGACCAGCUGGAGACCACAAAUAUAAAGCAGAAAUGCCUGGUUAGAGGCUUGGCUUUCCUUCUAUCAAUGAAGCUUUCAGCUUGGGGAUAGCACGAUGGGCCCAGGGAUCAGCCUGCUGGGCCAGAGGAUCUCAGUACUGUAGUAGGGAGUCACACAUUCCCUUCUGAUUACAGAGAUCCUGCAUGCCGAGAGGUUCCUUUAAGUACCUGAGCCUCGAGGGCCAGGAGGCAGAGUGUCCUUCCCUCCGAGGGUUCCAGGUCCUGGUCCACCAUACUAUCCCUGCACUGGUUAUCUGAAAGCACUGCCCUCUCUGUGCCGUUUCCUGUGUGCUUAGCAGCAGUGUUGUGAGUCAUGGUUAUGUUUUGUUUUGUUUUUGCAUGCAGAAAACAGAUCAUGCCUUUUUAGAAAAAUAAUUCAAAGUAUUAGCUUCGUGAUUGAUUUCAGUGGCUCUUUGCAAAUGUUUGAGUGGAUCCCACUUUUGGCUUAGAUCUGUAGUGGCCCCAUUUUGAAGUCAGUCAAGUUCUUUGGCCCUUGACAAAGUCAGGAAAUGAGAUACAAUGACCUCUGGAUUCUUAUGGUGCAAAAUACCACCCUAGAGACGAAAUUGGGCUUCUUGGGUGUGCUGAGAGACAGGAGGAUGAAGUGGUUUCCUUUGAUGCAAAGGAGGUUUUCGUGCAAACACUGAGGAACUUGCAGAGCACUCUUUCGGAACACGGGCAGGUCGGUCCUGCCUGCCUUCUAGCAGUUGCCAACUACACAUACUCUGCAGGUGCCACCAAGCGGCAGCCACCGGACGCCCCUAGCCUUUGCUGUGCGCAGGCCCUGCCGUCAGCCCCGGCACACGCUGGCUCUCCGUGCCCCUUUCUGGCAACAGGUCCUUGCCUAAGACCAAGCCCCUUCUUGUUUCUUCCUGGCCUCAGCUCCGUUUCCUCUCUCAAUCCAUGGUAGCGCCUUAAUCUUCUCCGAGCUCCUGGACUGAGACCUUCCUUUUGGAUCACCAUAGCUAUGUUCGCUCUCCUCCUACUCCCUCACUGCUAUUUACUUAAAUUGUUUGCUCCUUCAGCCCAUUUCCAUGGCCUCAGUUGUCCUUCCAGUCUUUCAGCCUUCUCCUGGACUUCUUCCUCUCCCCAGCCUGAGCCUAUGGCCCAUCGCUGACAUUUUUAUCACAAUCCUGAAGUUUCUCAUCACCCCCAACUUCUGCUGAAACUGUUAACCAUUCUCCAUUUUCUGUACCACCCUGGUUUUUUGCUCCAUCUUCCUGGGCUGCUAAGCAUGGCAGAGCCAUAGUGACAGCCUGAGUUGAACUCUCAGUAUUUAUUGGUGUAUGUCCGACUUAUUAUUAUUCUGCUUUCAGUCCAUGCCAUUCAUCCUUGCCCCCAGCAGGUGACUGGCCUCACUGCCCGCUUCCUGGAUGAGAGGCCCCAAGGCAACCACUUCCUUCCCCGCUUCUUUCUCCCCUGUCCCAUCUCUCUGUCUUUGUCCUUCCUCUUGCUCCUGUUUGGUGCCUAUUUCUUGAACCCUGCUAUAUGCCCUCCGAGAGUUUGCUCUGUCACUUGUCGCAUUGCCCUUAUUCUCCAGCGUCUUCAAUCUCCCUCUCCAUUGGUUACCUCCCAUAAUCCACAAACAAGCACAGGCUCCCCGCCCCAAAUUUUUUUUAAAAACCUACUAGAGGCUGUUGCCUCUUACAUGUUUUCCUUGUCAGCUUCAUUUCUUUUAAAAAGAAUAUUUUUCACUGAUUUCUCUCACAUCACUCUUCACCCUCUAUAGUUUUUCAUAAAAGUCACCAGUGACCAUGCAGUUGCCAAAUUAAAUGGAUAUUUUCAGCUCUCAACUGUCUUGAACUUUAUACAUUUCACACCUUCUACCACUUCCUCAUUGAAACACCCUCUUCUCUUGGCUUGCAGGACACCACAAGUCUCUGGGUUAUCAUCCUCUUACCUGUCAGCCAUGCGGGCCUGAGCCUCCGUUGAGACCUUGACAGGGGGACGCACUGUAGCUUUCUCUGGCCUCUCCUCUGGAGCGGCUGGGCAGGCGGGAGGAAGCACUGCCGCUGCUGCUCUGGCCCCGCCCUCUGUGUCGGCUGGCCUCCUCUCUUCUGCCUGCUUCUCCUCCUGGACCCAGUUCUCCUUGUGCCACGAUGUUUAUCAUGAGCUCUGCCAGGAGGACAGCAUCUGCCGGCCCUCCCCCUGUCUCUUCCAACGCAGCAGAGACAGACUGUAGCCUCGUUUGCUGAGAGGCCCCAUUUAAAUCAGCCCAAAAGGAUGGGUUGGGUCUCCCCAAGAAGCAGUUUGGUAAAUGGGAUUAUCAGGCUAGUGGGCAGCUCAUCUCAGGUUCCUGCACUAGGGUUUGUUGCUGUUGAAUGGUGGUCCAAGGAGCUCGGGAACUUGUUUGCAUGUGUGGUUCGGUGCUGCUAGCCAGGAGGAGACUCCUGGCCUGGUGAGUGUCUGCCACCAAUAACAUCCUGGUGGAGGUGAAACUGAGAAGUGCUGUGAUUUGUCAUUGGCUUGGGGCUCAGUUGGGGUCAGCCUAGCCUCCUUCAGCCAGGUCUUUCCCAUCUGUACGGGUCAUAGCCACCUGCAUGCUCCGGUUCUGAGAGCUGGAGGCAAACGUAUGUUGUUUUCUUGGAAGUAGGGAGGUGUUGUAAAGAGAAAUCUCAUUUGAGAUGUUGAACACCUAAGUUUGGUCUAUGCCAGUUAUGGGGUGCGUGACCUUGGGUACAGUUUCCCUAUCUAUAGAGCUGGGCCCGGAUCAAGGACGGGUAUGGAAAGCAGUGAUUUCCAGAGGUUCCCCAGCUCUAAAGACGGUAAUGGUGAUUCUAACUCUGAAGUUCAGGCCACACAAGGAACAAGGGAAUACUGGGUGUGGGACCCAGCUGGGGAGUCUUGGCCAAGGCAGGGCAAAGGGACGCACAGGCCAAAAUGAGCUGCUCUGAGGAAAGCCUUCAGUAGCUGCUGCUGCUUCCGGAGCUGUCCGCCCCUUCCUCAAGCUGCACGCCUUUCUUGGGUAUCUAGGUGAGUUCUUUCUAGGCCUUUUCCUAGAAACAGCCCUUGGAAUCCAAAAGUUUUAGUUGGGGGAAUGAGGGAGGAAUAUUGUAAGGGGAAGUGUCACUGAUCUUAAAAGGACCUACACAUUCAAGAACAAAUAAAAAAUAGCACUUUUUGUUACCA
Messenger RNA from Artibeus jamaicensis (Jamaican fruit-eating bat), 10324 nucleotides. It is a transcript of the gene TRIM66, whose product is annotated as tripartite motif containing 66. The record is from RefSeq and is a predicted model, not a curated record. The coding region runs from base 1044 to 5093 and encodes 1349 amino acids. Gene Ontology annotation, molecular function: protein binding; zinc ion binding. The transcript has 23 exons. NCBI's taxonomy places the organism in Eukaryota, Metazoa, Chordata, Mammalia, Chiroptera, Phyllostomidae.